This is a messenger RNA of Microthlaspi erraticum, 894 nucleotides long. The record is from the annotation of a GenBank genome assembly. NCBI's taxonomy places the organism in Eukaryota, Viridiplantae, Streptophyta, Magnoliopsida, Brassicales, Brassicaceae.
AUGUCGCUCGUCCGUCGUUUAUCCCUCAGAUCGGUGCUUAACGCUCGCCGUUACCGAUCCUCUUACCCUUGUCACAUCCUUCUUCAUUCCCGUCGUGACGAUGACGAACAAACUACACACAAAUCUCCAGAAAUUCGAAGUUACCACGGUUUCAUUCACCACCGGGGCUCCUUAACUAGUGGCUGCUCGGGUCUCGAUCGCAAUCGCUCUCCCUUUCAAUCUCCAGCGAUUGCGUCCGAUCGAACCAUUUCGACCUUCAGUUUCUCUGGUACGAGUGGCACCGUUGAAAUCCUCGCCGAUUGGGUUUUGAAAUCUGCGGUUUCUAAUGUCCAUGCCUUACACAAUGUUGCUGAUGCUCUUGCUUCUCUUCAACACUUGAUUGCUUUGCUUCAUUCUCUCACAUUUUCUCAAUGGUGGGUGUGUAUCAUUGUCACAUCGCUUUUGAUUCGUGGAGUGACGAUUCCGGUUAUGAUUGAUUGGCUAAACAACAUUGCUAAGUUUUUUAAUAGUCUUGGCUCGCACCAUGCUUCAGCGCAAGGAGAGGUUCUUGACAAGGUGUCACUUUUGAGUAAGAGUCGAAGCGUAAUGUACACCAUGUUGGAAAAGGAGUUUCUUGGAGUGAAAGGAACAAUCUUUGGUAAGAGCGUUCAAGUUCCCAUCUUCUGGCUCUCCGUGGAAGAGUUAAAGCAAAACAUGGCCGGGAUUCUUGUGUCGUGUCUUCGCGGUAAGACAUUCUCAGCGGAGCUGAUCAAGAACGGAGUCUUAAGCAAAGGACGACUAGUGGUGGUUGUUGGCGACGGAUUCGGCCUUGAAAUCCAAAUGUUUGAUCUUGAUUUCUCUCUUAUCCUCAAGCGUCGUGAGGAUCAGAAAGAGGUUCAUAAACACUACCAAUAG